Messenger RNA from Onychomys torridus (southern grasshopper mouse), 1038 nucleotides. Its product is annotated as protein tyrosine phosphatase domain-containing protein 1-like. NCBI's taxonomy places the organism in Eukaryota, Metazoa, Chordata, Mammalia, Rodentia, Cricetidae. The coding region runs from base 237 to 647 and encodes 136 amino acids. The transcript has 3 exons. The record is from RefSeq and is a predicted model, not a curated record.
CUCUGUAUUUGAACAAUUUGUCCAAAACACAAUCUAUUCGUGUAGGAUUUUUGCCUGUUCACAUCUAAGUGGGAAUCAGUAGUUUCUUUGUUGGUCACUAUGGAAACGAGUCAGCCUAUCCUGAAAAGCUCUUAGAUCAUACAGAACGAUGCCUGUGUCUCAGUGUAGCUCCUCACUGAGCAAGCCAGAGCUGGCUUCUGCCUGCCUCCAGCUCUUGCCUGCCCAGAGCCAGCGCCAUGCAGAUGCAGGACCCGUCCCGGAGGCCUUCGGCUGUGCACUUCCUCAGUGCCUUUCUGCAGGGGCGCCGCCACUCCACUUCUGACCCGGUCCUCAGGCUGCAGCAAGCCCGGCGUGGCUCUGGCUCCGCCACCAAGCUGCUGUCCUCCUCUUCUCUCCAGGUGAUGGUGGCUGUGUCUUCUGUCAGCCGCCCAGAGGGGAAUCCAACUUUUCCUGAGAGAAAAAAAAAUUCAGAACGCCCAACGCCAAAGUACACAAAGGUGGGAGAACGUUUACGGCAUGUUAUCCCUGGGCACAUGGCAUGUUCCAUGGCGUGUGGUGGGAGAGCCUGUAAGUAUGAGAACCCAGCCCGCUGGAGUGAGCAAGAGCAAGCCAUUAAGGGAGUUUACUCAUCCUGUGACACAGUCUGAGGCCCACUGUUGUUAGUGUUCUGUAUGAGUCAUAGGCAAGCCUAAUGACACUAAUAGCUCGAGGAAACCAACACUCCUGAGUCAGAGUCGGCUGGACAAGCGGAUAGCCAGUGUGGCAUAGCUUACAUGCAAGCCCUUCCCAGCUCUGCUGCUCUUCAUCAGAUCCCAGCUCCAGUCUCUCAGAGUCCUGGACUACCCUUGCUCCUGAGGGGCUGUGGUCUUAGAUCCUGACCUGCCAGCUGCAUGGCUUUGCUGCUCCUCUGAGACUCAAGUGAGUCAUAGCUUGCAGUAGACUACUUUUCAGACCUUUUACCAUCUUCCCGAUGACAAGCUUGAACAGAACAGAGGAAAGCUGCACGUCUAACAAGUGGCAGGCUUUUUAUGGCCAACU